Molecule: messenger RNA, 727 nt
Organism: Funneliformis caledonium
Lineage: Eukaryota; Fungi; Glomeromycota; Glomeromycetes; Glomerales; Glomeraceae
Source: the annotation of a GenBank genome assembly
AUGGCGGAAGCUUUCAUUGGUUUGAGUGUGCACGUUGAACAUACGAAUGGCUCGUCAAUAGAGGGAACUGUGUCGCAUAUCGAUUCUCACACGCAACUUUUGACUCUAAAAAACGUAAAUAUUAACAGUAAUGGUCGUUUUCAACAGCUGCCAAUAUACGGUGUAGCAGGCACAGAUAUAAAAGAUCUUACAAUUAUUGCAUCGACUUCAACAGCCAAUAUUCAACAACAACGUCAUGUACAAUCUAGCGUAAAUACGUUCGAGAAUGGAAAGUCACCCUCAAUAAGUACCACCCCUGCUCCAAAUAAUGUAGUCAAUCAAGUAUUGGCAAUACAAACUUCGUCGACAAUGUCACCUUUUUCAGAUCCUGCAAUUAUUUCGUAUUCCCAAGUACCUACUACAUUUCAACAAUCGAAUCCUUUGUCAAGUCCAUAUGGCAUAUCAAGGGCUACUUCACCGUAUGUUAAUCUUCAACAGCUGGUUCAGAAUCCGACGAAGAUCUCCCAAACAGCUUCAACCGUUGAUAGUGAUUCAAAGGGUGAUGAAGAAGAGACAAACGGUUACGGAGAAAAUUCGAAACAUACGGUUAACGGGAAUCAUAUUCAUGGAGAUUCUAGCGGUAUCGAAUCUGAUGCUGCGGUAUAUAGUCAUAAGAAGCAUUCAAGAAGGAAAAAGAAUCCAAAUUCAAACGGUCAAUAUCAAGAUUUCAGAGCCCCUAUAUCUCCUG